This is a messenger RNA of Rhagoletis zephyria (snowberry fruit fly), 939 nucleotides long. The record is from RefSeq and is a predicted model, not a curated record. NCBI's taxonomy places the organism in Eukaryota, Metazoa, Arthropoda, Insecta, Diptera, Tephritidae.
AUGUUUGAGGAGUUUAUUCACAAGCAUUCCAAGGCGUACAAGCACGACUUUGAGGAGAAGUUGAAACGAUUCAAAGUAUUUAGCACUAAUCUGCGGAAGAUUGCCGAGCUAAACCAGCACGAGCAAGGAACUGCUGUUUAUGGAAUUACUGAAUUCACUGAUUUGACGUACCAGGAGUUCCGAUCUACAAAAAUGGGUUUAAAUAAAGCUCUGUACAGUGAACCACCAAGAACACUUCUGCAGGAAACCGAGCAUUUUGAAGGAAACACAAACUUACCGACGCAGUUUGAUUGGCGUCAGACGAAAGGUGUGAUUAGUGAGGUCAAAAACCAGGGAAUGUGUGGAAGUUGCUGGGCUUUUAGUACAACUGGCAACAUUGAAGGAGUCUGGGCGGUUAAGAAAAAUGAAACAGUUUCACUCUCGGAACAAGAACUGGUCGAUUGCGACAGUUUAGACGCUGGAUGUGGUGGAGGUCUUCCUACAAACGCCUUCAAGACUAUUAUUCGCUUGGGAGGCAUCGAAUCAGAGAGAGAUUACUCGUAUGAUGGAGUUCAAGAAAAGUGUCGCUUUAACCGAACACUGUCGCACGUUUCCAUUGAUUCGUACUUGGAACUCCCGAAAAAUGAAACCUAUUUUCAGAACUACCUUUUUGCCAACGGACCCAUCAGCAUUGGUUUAAAUGCUAAUGCUAUGCAGUUUUACUUUGGUGGAAUUUCGCACCCACCCAAAUUCUUAUGUGACCCCCAGAAUCUUGAUCAUGGAGUGUUGAUCGUUGGAUUCGGUGUGGGAAAGACGAGAAUCCUCCACCGAACAUUGCCUUACUGGAUAAUUAAAAAUAGCUGGGGAAAAGGCUGGGGCGAACAUGGGUACUAUCGAAUUUACCGUGGUGAUGAUUCCUGCGGCCUGACACAGAUGGCUUCGUCGGCUGUGAUCAACUGA